This is a messenger RNA of Aplosporella prunicola CBS 121167, 1827 nucleotides long. RefSeq lists its product as uncharacterized. Gene Ontology annotation, biological process: carnitine metabolic process. Gene Ontology annotation, cellular component: peroxisome; mitochondrion. Lineage: Eukaryota; Fungi; Ascomycota; Dothideomycetes; Botryosphaeriales; Aplosporellaceae. The record is from RefSeq and is a predicted model, not a curated record. Gene Ontology annotation, molecular function: carnitine O-acetyltransferase activity. The transcript has 3 exons. Bases 1 to 1827 code for a protein of 608 amino acids.
AUGGCACCCGUCAGGAAACAGUCCACUCUGCCCGAGGGCUACAAGGAGGACUUGAGCAAAGGAAAGAUGCUUCGUUUCGAGGACUCUCUCCCCCGCCUCCCCGUCCCCACGCUCGAGGAGACCGCCAAGCGGUACCUCAAGUCGGUACACCCGCUCCUGAACAGCCAGGAGUUUGAGAACACAAAGAAGGCCGUCGAGGAGUUUGUGCAGCCAGGCGGCCGGGGCGAGCAGCUGCAAAAGCGAUUGGUAGCGAGGCGCGAGGAUCCCAACACGAGGAAUUGGAUCUACGAGUGGUGGAACGACGCGGCGUACCUGAGCUACCGCGACCCCGUCAUCCCGUACGUCUCGUACUUUUACUCGCACCGCGACGACAGGAAGCGCCGCGACCCGGCAAAGCGCGCCGCGGCGCUGUCGACUGCCGUGCUCGAGUUCAAGAAGGACGUCGAUAACAAGACACUCGAGCCCGAGUACAUGAAGAAGUUGCCCAUUGCGAUGAGCAGCUACGAGUACAUGUUCAACUGCUGCCGUAUCCCGGCCAAGCCCGCCGACUUCCCCAAGAAGUACGACCCCGCGCAAAACAAGCACAUUGUGGUGGUGCGCAAGAACCAGUUCUUCAAAGUCAUGCACGAGGUCGAUGGCAGACAGCUCAACACCAGCGAGCUGGAGCAGCAGUUCAGGAGGGUGUAUGCAAAGGCAGAGAAGGCGCCGCCGGUCGGCCUCUUCACGAGCCAGAACCGUGACGUGUGGGCAGACGUCCGCGAGAAGCUCAUCGCAGCGAACCCCGCCAACGAAAGCAUCCUUCAGACCAUUGAGUCAGCGUCCUUCCUCGUCUGUCUCGACGACGCGUCCCCCGUCACGCUCGAGGAGCGCGCACACAGCUACUGGCACGGCGACGGCUCGAACCGGUGGUUCGACAAGCCGCUGCAGUUCAUUGUCAACGAGAACGGCACGUCGGGCUUCAUGGGCGAGCACAGCAUGAUGGACGGGACGCCGACGCACCGCCUCAACGACCACGCCAACAUGCUCAUCUUCACCAACGCGCUGCCCUUCGACGACCCCUCGGUGCGGUCGAACCUGCCAGACCCGCUGCCCCUCAACUUCAAGCUCUCGCCCGACCUCAAGACCGACAUCACCGCCGCGCAAAAGCACUUUGAUGGGCAGAUUGGCGCGCACGAGCUGCGCGUGCAGGCCUACCAGGGCUACGGCAAGGGUCUGAUCAAGCAGUUCAAGUGCUCGCCCGACGCCUACGUCCAGAUGCUCAUCCAGCUCGCGUACCACAAGUUCUACGGGCAAAACCGACCGACGUACGAGUCGGCCGCGACGCGGCGCUUCCAGCAAGGGCGCACGGAAACGUGCCGCAGCGUGUCGGACGAGAGCGUGGCCUUUUGCAGCGCAAUGGCGGACCCAGCCGCGUCGCCCGAGACUUGCCGCGAGCUGUUCCGCAAAGCCCUCGCCGCGCACGUCAAGUACAUCAGCGACGCGAGCGACGGCCGCGGCGUCGACCGGCACCUGUUCGGGCUGAAGAAAUGCCUCAAGCCCGGCGAGGACCUGCCCGCGCUGUACCGCGACCCGGCGUUCGCGUACAGCAGCACGUGGUUCAUCAGCAGUAGCCAGCUCAGCAGCGAGUACUUUAACGGCUAUGGCUGGAGCCAGGUCGUCGAUGAUGGCUGGGGCAUCGCGUACAUGAUUAAUGAGCAUAGCCUGCAGUUCAAUGUUGUGAGUAAGGGGCUGGGGAGUGAGAGGAUGAGCUUUUAUCUUAAUGAGGCGGCGGGCGAUUUGAGAGAGUUGUUGCUGCCGACGCUGGAGCCGGCGAAGGCGAAGUUAUAG